CGUAUAUCAAUAGCGUCGGGACGCGUCGGAAAAGUGUCGUCUAUCUUCUACCGCGUACUUGUUGCCGCUAAGUCGUAUAAAAAAGUUUUUGAUGCGAUCCGGACGAUUGAAAGUUGACCGAAUUAAAUCCCAUAGCGAUGUCGACGGGCGUCGCGGCGUUUAGCGGAAAACACGGUUACGAUAUGAAAUUCGGGAGGAAAUGAGAAAAUGGAACUGAACGAAAUGGAAUCGAUAGCGGCGUUCGAACAGUACGAUCAGGCCAGUUCGACCUGGUCGUUUACGGACAACUUUACGACAGAGGACUAUCAGUUCCUAGAAUCCAGCACUUCCCAGCAGUUCGAAGAUCCGGAUUCCGGAUCCGAAUCGUGGGACAGCGUCACCUUCAUAUGGGUCCAAAUCGCCUGGACCGCGGUCUUCAGCGUAAUGAUCGUCACCGCCACCGUAGGAAACUGUAUCGUCAUCUGGAUCGUGAUUGCCCACAGGAGGAUGAGGACCGUCACCAACUAUUUCCUCGUCAACCUCAGCAUCGCCGAUUUGAUGUUAAUCACCCUCAACUGCACCUUCAACUUCACCUACAUGAUUCAAAGGCAUUGGCCGUUCGGAUCGUGGUAUUGCACCGUCAGCAACUUCAUUGCCAACGUGACAGUCGCUGCUAGUGUGUUCACCCUCACCGCGAUUUCCUGCGACAGAUACCUCGCUAUAGUUUACCCGCUGCAUCCCCGGAUGUCGAAGGUGUCAUCGCUCGUGGCGAUCACUUUUAUCUGGGCUACGAGCAUGGUGUUUGCCCUUCCGUGUCUGCUGUACUCUACCAUCAUAACGAACGGAUACAAAGGCGAGAACAGAACUGGCUGCAUUAUGAUCUGGCCUGACCAAAAGCUGGUCGGCUCCCAGUAUGAUUUAUGGUAUCAGAUGUUCUUCUUGAUCGUAACCUACUUGGUGCCGAUGACUCUAAUGUCACUGUGCUAUACGAUUAUGGGCAAAGUCCUGUGGGGCUCGAAGUCCAUCGGCGAAAGGACGCAGAGGCAGAUAAAUUCCAUUCGAUCGAAGAGAAAGGUGGUGAAAAUGUUCUUCCUGGUCGUGAUGAUAUUCGGCCUGUGCUGGCUACCAUACCACGCCUACUUCAUCUACGUCUACUUCGACACGGAGGUGAUAUUCGGCAAGUACACGCAACACGUGUACUUGAGUUUCUAUUGGUUCGCGAUGUCCAACGCAAUGGUCAACCCCCUGAUCUACUACUGGAUGAACACUAGGUUCCGGCAGUACUUCCAGACUGCCGUGUACUGCUCCAAGUUGCGGCGUAUUUUGGGCGGCAAGAAACGAAAACUCAACGUGUCACGGGUGGAAUCGCACAACUCUUAUUCCAAAUCGCGCGACGGUAGCAGCGUCAGGGUUCGUAACAACAAGCGUCAGGACAACAUCAACCACAACUUGUCGGAAGUGAACGCGGUCAGGGAAUUGGACCCGCGGAGCAGCACCAAGAUCACCAAGACAUCGAUCAAAAGGGACACCCAAAAGAUCACCACCAACGUAUAAAAAUCAACGGGACACUAUACACUUUUGUAAAUUUCCAAGGGAUUUGUAAAAUAUUUUUUUAAUUCGCCAAGACUGCUGAACGUACUGUACAUAUCGGGUGCUUAAAGUAAAUGUUAUUAAAUGUGAGACCAGGCUGCUCACAUUGAUAAUGAUUACCGAUCUAGGAUUACAAAAAUCAUAGUGUUUACGUAACGUAAUUGUGUUCUUUACAAUUAAAUAUACGUAUAAAAAAAGGUUUAAGGCAACUAGGAUAUACAGAAAGUAUACAGAGUGUCUGUGUAGUUAAAAAAAGGAUACUUUUAAAGCUGUGAUAAAAAGUAUAAUGCAAUUAUACAAGAUACCAACAAGGUAGCUCAGAAAAUAUAAUUAAAAGGCGGAAACUUAAAUGGAAAACCUUAAAAGCGGUUAAGAAUUAUCUUAUCCUCAUUAACCCAUAUUAUCCCAACCAUUUCAAAAAAUUUAAAAAAAAAUGCUUUUUUGCUCUGAAAUUAUUUAUUUUGUUGCACUUAAGAAUGCAUUACAUGUGUCAAAAAAAAAAUUCGAAACAUACAAAAAAAUACUGGUGCGGAAACGAACCACUAGGAAAAAACAUUGAAUAAUGUUGUGGGGCACAUAAGAUGUAACAUAUAAUCUAUACAUAAAUAUACAAAAGAAAGUUUAAUUUAAAUUGUGUGGCUGUGGCAGAUUCUACAUCUCCUUCGGGCUUUAUUAGCACGAACAAUCAUGAGGUGACCUUGACGAAGUGAAGGUUGAUGAUUGUCAUGAACGUGAUGAAAAAGGAAGCUAAAAAGCUUUAUCCAAAACACAAAGAAAUAAUAUGGCCACCUAUCAACAUAGAUCUCAUAGAAGUAGUAUUAUGGACUCUAGAUGAACUCAGAGACGCAGCAGGCUAAGAUGAGCUAAGAAAACAAGAUGGCACGAAAUAUUGAAGUAAUACAGGACAGGUGGUUCCGACGUUUCCUGCAAGGAGGGAGACUGUGAGGCGGUUUUUUACUAGGUAAAAAAUGUCGCCUUACUUUUUGAACACACCUCGUAUAAUUUAAUUAAUUCAUACCAGAACUCAUAAAGAAGUUUAGGUUCAAAAAGAAUUUCAUUUCUUGAAAACAGCCUCGUUGCUAGACCACGUUUUACUGAAUAAGAAGUAAAUAAUGUGGUAGUAAAUUAAAGAAAUUAAUGGCAAUCAAGAUACUUGACCGAGACAAAGAAAGAUAAAAAGAAAAAUAAAAAAAGAAAUAUGCUUCCAUAACAUAUAAGUUUUUGGCAUUUGUUUUGAAACACCUUGCAAAUGGUUCAGAUUAAAUAAAAUCCUUUAUCAGAAUUCUGAACGCUCAAAGUCAUAUCUGCAUUUCGAAACUCCCUGUUUAGUUCUUACGGUUGUAAUCCUACAUAGGUAAGCGUUAUCACUGUUCGCCCUCUCUCGGAAUUCGAAGUUGUAUUUGUGACGUCAGUAACCGAUCAAAACGAUGUACGCAUGUCUCUUGCAUUUUUGACAUUACUCGAUUCGUCGAAAUAUAUUUUUGUGUACAGA
Cylas formicarius (sweet potato weevil) is the source of this 3061-nucleotide messenger RNA. Its product is annotated as tachykinin-like peptides receptor 86C. Gene Ontology annotation, cellular component: plasma membrane. Lineage: Eukaryota; Metazoa; Arthropoda; Insecta; Coleoptera; Brentidae. Gene Ontology annotation, molecular function: tachykinin receptor activity. The transcript has 11 exons. The record is from RefSeq and is a predicted model, not a curated record. Bases 208 to 1533 code for a protein of 441 amino acids. Gene Ontology annotation, biological process: G protein-coupled receptor signaling pathway.